AUGAUCAAUUGGUUAGGAAGCACAUUGGGAAGUGCAUUGGAUUUGAAUUUGGUUACCUCAGUUGUGAGUGAUACCUUAACAAAUAACAAAUCAUCAUCAAAUUCCAAUACUGCCUUGUUGGCACAAUCAACGAGUGAUGCUGUCUCUGAUGAAUUUGCUGCCUUCAUCACAAAGAUUGGAAAGACAAGAUGUAGAGAAUCGGAGAAUGAAACUGUGCUAUCGAUGAAAGAAGCCUUAAAGGAAAAAUUGGAGGAUCCUCUAUUAAUUAAUAAUCGAUUGGAGAUGAAGGAUGUCUUAUUGAGGUUAAUAUAUUGUGAAAUGUUGGGACAUUCUAUUGAUCAAUUCGGAUCAAUUCAUUUGGUUAACUUUAUUGCAUUGAAUGAUUUGACUUUAUAUGAGAAGAGGUUAUCUUAUUUGGCUGCUGGAUUGAUAUUACAUAGGAAACAUGAAAUGAUUCUACUGAUUAUUAAUUCAAUUCAGAAGGAUUUGAGGAGUAAGAGAUAUAUGAUUGUACUUUCAGCAUUGAUUGCUGCCUCAAAAUUAUUGAAUUAUGAAACCAUACCUGCUGUAUUACCAUUUGUUAUUCCUUUAUUGAAACAUCAGAGGUCAGAGGUGAGAAAGAAGGCAAUCUCAACUUUGCACGCAUUCUACAAUAUUGAGAAGGAGGAAAGUGAUGAUGUAGAAUCUUAUAAUGGAACUUAUUUACAAUAUAUUGACACAAUGUUAAAUGAUUUUGAUCCAAUGGUGUUAUCAGCAACCAUUUGUUUCCUUUCAGAUUACGUUGCUGAUUGUCAUGUUAGAUUGAUUAAGGAGAAGAAAAAUUCUUCCUCCACCGAAAGUCAAGGUCAAAAGACAAUUGAUCCAAAAGUUUUAAAAUUGACAUCCUAUGUUGUCUCGAUUUUCAAUCAAAUUAUAGAAUACAAUAUUGAGCAGGAUUACAUGUACUCAAAAUUACCAGCUCCAUGGUUUCAGAUAAAAAUCCUUCAGGUAUUCACAUUGUUGGGAAGACAAAACAAGAGUACCAGCCAAGAACUGUACGAGCUGAUACGGACAGCUUACAAAAAAGCUGAAAGAGCAGAGAAUGCAACUGGUAUUGCAAUCAUGUUUCAGUGUGUGAAAACAGCAAUCAAUAUCUAUCCUUCACAACACAUGCUGCAAUUUAUUUACGAUUCUGUAACGAGAUUCAUUUGGAAUAAUGACAUGAAAGUACCCAACAUUAGAUACACAGCCUUGGAAAUGUUAAGAAUGGUGCUGAGAUAUAAUACUGAAUUGGUGGCCCUCCACCAAGAAAUGAUUAUCGAUUCUCUGAGUAGUAAUGACGAAACAAUUCAAAAACUCACUUCAAGAUUGCUAACACGAAUGGCCAAUCAAAGCAAUACAAAGACAAUUCUCGAUCGAUUAAUCAAAUAUCUGGCCUAUGUAAUUUCUGUGAAUGAUAUUUUUAUGGCUGAGGAGUUGGUAGCAAAUAUUAGAAAUAUUUUUGAUAGGUUCACUGAUGACUACUAUUGGUAUGUGGAAAUAGUUGUUGACUUUCUUAAAGCAGUAGGAGACGAAAAGAACACAAAAAACCAACCCCUUAUUGAGGAUCAAGUUGUAAAUAUUAUUGUAAAAAAUAUUUUAGAUGAAACUAAACUGGAUGAAGAGCUGGGACCUUUUAUAAUUGAGAGGUAUUACAAGUUAUUAUACGAUCAAGUUUAUACUGACUCGAAAUUAUUUCCUAAUUGUCUCUUUACUGUAAUAGUUUAUGUGUUGAGAGGAUUGAGCUCUUAUGUAGAUGACCACAAGGAAAAUGAGGAAGAGCCAUCCAAAGAGAAUAUUAUUGAACUCUUCUUGAGCUUGAUAAACUCAUCACUAUACUUUGAUUCAAGAUUGAAGAGUUGUAUCAUUAGUUCAUCCAUGGAAGUAUAUUUAAAAAUCAAAAGUCCAGACGACCUUGGUGAAAGAAUCACCUCUGCCCUACUACCACUGAAAAAUAGUAGACAUGAAGAUGUAUUUGAAAGAACGUAUCAAUUAAUGUCCUUAUGUGAAUUUGACAAUCCAAAGAGUUUGAAUGAUUUGGAUGAAUUAAUUUAUUCUGAAGAAAAUACAAAAGUGGAUUCUUCUUUAAGCUUUUUGCAAUCCUAUGUUGAAAGCUUGAAGGAGGAAGGACUUCCUGUCUAUUCACAAGAAUUGAAGGAAGAGGUUAUGGAGAAACAAAAGCUUCUCACACACAAGAGACAUUCAAAGAAGAAAGAUUUGAUCAUUGUUAUUGACAAAGUGGAGCCAGUGGAAAUUAACUUUAAAGGAGAUGAUCUUGAUACUCGUAUCAGGAAUAGUAAAAAGGUAUGGUCUCAAGAGGACUGUUUGGAAGAAACACCAAAUAGAGUGGAAGAAGAAUCAGAGACCAUUAAGGCUAUGAAAGCUAAAAUUAAGAAGAAGAGAUUGCAGAAGGAAAUGGAAGAAAAGCAAAAGGAAGAGGAGGAAAAGAAAAACCUAACAGAAGAGGAGAAAACCGGGGAAGAAGAGUCCAUGAGUGAUGGGAAUAAUUCUGAAACAACUAAAGAGGAUGAAAAAGAAGAGGUUAAAACCACAGAACCAGAGAAGGUAGCAAAAGAAAAGACAAUAGAAAAAGUACAAACACCCCAAACGCCACAAUUUAUUCCAAUACCAUUUCCUUAUCCCUCUUAUGAUCCAGCUCAAAUGGCUUCAUUUUAUCAAUACCCUCAAGCAUUCCAAAUGCCAUAUGGUCAGCAGAUUCCUGGCCAGCCAUUACAAUAUGUUUAUGUGCCACCAACAAACAGUCAAUUGAUGCAAAUGAUGCAAAUGCCACAUCAACCAUUUCCAUUCAUGCCAGUUAAUCAAAUUAAUCAAGGAUCAGGAAGCCCACAAUUUGGAUACCCUGUCAGUCAACAAGUGCCAGGUCACGUUUUUCAACCAAUACGACCUGCCACACCAAAUAAUCCAACUAUCCAGCCAGUUUUUCCAAAUCAAGUUGUACAACAAACACAUCCUAUUCAACAAACAGAAGCAAUUACAGAAGUACCAAAAGCUGUAGAGGAAGUUAAAGAAAGCAUUGAGGAUGUUGAACAACAGGUUCAAAAAGAAGAGGAAGAGCAAGAUGUAUCUCCAACAACAGAAAGCAAUGAAGAAAACCAAGAUUCAGAGUUAAUUAUUAAUAUGACAUGCUAA
This is a messenger RNA of Naegleria gruberi, 3168 nucleotides long. RefSeq lists its product as uncharacterized. Gene Ontology annotation, cellular component: AP-4 adaptor complex; membrane coat. Bases 1 to 3168 code for a protein of 1055 amino acids. The record is from RefSeq and is a predicted model, not a curated record. Gene Ontology annotation, molecular function: cargo adaptor activity. Gene Ontology annotation, biological process: receptor-mediated endocytosis; intracellular protein transport. NCBI's taxonomy places the organism in Eukaryota, Heterolobosea, Eutetramitea, Acrasida, Naegleriidae. The transcript has a single exon.